CGAUAACUAAAUAUGAAUACGUAGAGGCAGCCAUAAGUGGUUCCGCACGCCUUCCUCCUCCCUUCUCGUAGCCCCUCGUAGCCCUCCUCAAGGCUGCCGGAAUGGCAAAAAGCUAUAUAUUGCAUUACAUAGCGCAGCGCUGCUUCUAACUUAUGCUGUAUUAGCGACGCUUACAUUCCUAGCGACAAAUGACAAGUCAAGAAAAGGCGACGGUGGAAACACCUGAAGAAUCAAAGAAGGAGGGGCUUGAGAAACGUAGUCCUUUUGCGCGCAGCUGUCUCUUCUGGUCCCUUGCUAUAACAGCAGUUGUGUGCAUUAUCAUCGUUGCUGUGGUUACGCCGGUGUGCGUUUUGGAAGGAUGCGGACGUGGAGGAGGAGCGGAAGAGGAUGGAAUCAAAGUAAAUCGUAUUAUCGUCAGCUUCGAAACACUUGAAAAGACAGUCCGAAGUAUUGUGCCGCCGGCCCUCUUCGAGUUCGUAGAGGAAAUCCUACUUGAUAGCUCCGGGCUUCACAUUAUUUCAUUCCCGGACAGCAAGAUAAUGAACGCAAUUUUAAAGAUUAUAAAGUCACAAUUAGACUUGGACAUCCUCUUACAUGACGUGGCCUACACGAUACCACAAGGCAACCGUUUGGAAGUGAAUGUGACCGAACUGGUGCAAACGCUCUCCCGUCGGCGCUUGUCACAAGCCUCACCCGACAACUACGAAGACAUGUUGUGGCAGAGACCCAUUGUAAACUACGACGGCGCCUGGAACAUCACAGCUGGCGUCCCGAACGUCGUGAUCGCCGUGCUGGACACCGGAUGCGAUUUGAACCACCCGGACCUUAAGAACAAUUUGUGGGUCAACGUAAAGGAGAGCAUUGGUACUAGCGGCGUGGACGAUGAUGGCAAUGGCUACAUUGACGAUAUUUAUGGCUAUGACUUUGCUGGCAAUGCCAGCACAUGUGACUUCGACUGGAUUGCCGCCAAUUCGACGCAAUGCACGGGACAGCCCAUCCCGCAGGACAACUACGGCCAUGGCACGCAUUGCGCGGGCAUUGCAGCAGCGGCGUACAAUGGCAUUGGAGUGGCGGGCGUAGCGCCAAACGUCAAGAUCAUGUGCCUCAAGGUGGCGUCUACUGCAAAUGGGAAGGCCAACUACUAUCUUUCCAAUGUCCUUACCGCCUUGGAUUACGCGUAUAAGAACGGCGCCCAUAUUGUGAGCGCUAGCUUUGGCCCAAGCAAGCCCAAUCUAGCCCCUACAGCGAGCGAUUUGCUAACCAUGGCGAAUGAGGUCAAGUCUUACCAGAAGGCCCUCGACCCGCUGGUCAAGAAGGACAUGCUGAUCUUUGCCGCGGCAGGCAACGAGAACACCUUGCUAGAUAGCCUGGAAAAGGUCAACAGCACCUACAACCCCUGCUCCAUGGCCCGCUACUACCCCAGCAACAUGAUGUGCGUCGCGGCGACAAACCAAACGGAUCAGCGGUGGCUGGACUAUGAGCAAAACCAGUGGAAGGGGACCAACUAUGGGACCAAGUACGUGGACAUUGCCGCGCCUGGUCGGAUGAUUCUCUCGACGGUGCCAGCUAACAUGGCGUCGCUCUUAAAUCAGGACAUGAUGUACUGGAAUAUGACCGGCUCCUCCGCGGCCACCCCCUUGGUGGCUGGUGUGGCUGCUCUCAUCCUGUCGGUGCUCGGACCGGGCUCAAACAACUACUACCAGGGUUCCAAGGCGCUCCAGAUCCUGGUCGACUCCUCCGACAAGAUCCCCAACCUGCCGGUCCGGACCAGCAGCCGUGUUAACGCGGCCCAGGCGGUACUGAAGGCCCAGGCCUCACUUACGAACUUGUAUCUGCUCACCCCGCUGUCUGGGUUCAGUCCCGCGAACCAGACGGUGCUCCUCAGCGGCUUCAACGAGACCUACUACUCGGGCGACAUCGGACUGGACGAUAUGGACUACACCGCACUCGCGUCGUACGACACGUCGGCAAGGUUCACCAAGUCGCUGUUCGACAGCUACAAGUACGGAGCAGGGUACACGCUGGUGGUCCGAGCGUCGGUGUUCCUCAACCAAAGUGGCAUCUAUCUGAUGAAGGUGACCACCACCGCAAACGUGAGCGAUGUCGCCAUCAAGUUUGGUCAGAACAAGAUGACCGACUUCACCCAGACCAUCCAGAUGAGCGCUGGCAUUGCAGGCGGCUGGUACGAGUUUCAGCUGCGAUAUCGUAACCCGGUUGCGCCGAUUGACAUCAAGAUCGCGCUGCCGGGAUCCGGUGGUGCGGCGGCCGACUACCAGUACCAAGACUUCUUCUACACCAGCACCAACACCCAGCGUUUCCUGUACCACGCCCCCAACAUUGCCUUGUCGUCGUCAUUCCAGGUUCUGACUCGUCCCGUCAACGCCUCCACCCUCACCCGCGCCAGCAUCGCCGACGGCCCCUUCCCCAAGCUGCAGCUGGACCAGCCGUACAACUACAGCUCCGUGCUCCCCGACCUCAGCUUCACCGACAUGGCAACCGGCCUGCGGGACGCGCUGUACCCAAACAUGAACGACACUGCGCCCAUGUCCGUUGUCGGCAUCGUGCACACACGUCUGCGGGCACCGGAGAUUCCUGUGCGCUUCCAGCUGACCUGCCAGCUGUGCUCCCUGGCAAUCAACAACCUCACCAUAUUGGACGUGUACGGGUCCAGUGUACAAGAGGUCUCCACCAAGAACAGCGGCUGCAUGACCCAACUCGGCGGCAUGGGUACUCACGACCUCACAAUCCGCUUUGCUUUAGCAAACACCUCGAGCACCGCCCUCAAGCUUGCCUGGCUGCCGUGCACCUCCGCGGCCACCAGCACUGCCACCACCAUCACCACGCAUGUGGCCAACAACCUGCUUUGGAACCCCUCGAGUGGAGUGGCAGGUUACGUUCCCGGCAUGCAGUGCGACAUCUGGCCGGACAACCCUAGCCCUGACGUUAGGAACUACCCCUACGAGUCGCAGCCCUUGCUCAAAUUCCGGCUGCCCAUUGCAUUGGGGCAGUCAGCAAAGUCCCUCAACGCCACUCUCAUGAACAAUACAAUCUACACGUCGAGUUUCCUGCCUUCGGGGUGCCGUGCGGAUAACGAGAGCCUCAGCAGUGGCUGCUACACCUACGCCUCUUACAACCUAAAGGACGUGUUCCAGAGCAUUGCAAACCAAUCCAUCUUCUCCAGCACUCCCUUCUACUACAUCUACCUUCGCUGCUACACCUACGUCAACCGUGGCUUCAGGAACGGAGUCACGCAAGCGCGCGCAAGCACUGCAAACACCAUUAUCACGUACCUCGGUGGUCAAACGGUCUUCCGGUCCGAGGCCAAUGCCCAGCAGAGAGGACCGCUGAACGCGGCCUCGAUAGCGGCCAAUGUCACCAACCUCCAGGGCCACUACCAGCUGCUGACGUUUGAGUACCGCCAUGUGAACCCAGCCAUCCCCGCCGUCGGCAUCCUGGACGGCGGCCUCAACGCAAGCCUAGCCUCCGACAACUUUAGGAUUGACCUAUCCAACACGCUGUUGCCCAUCCCAAUCGUAACAAUAAGGCCACCCGUCAAGGUGCUUGUCAUCACCUCACCGCCUCCCCCAGUACCCAACCCACCGUCACCGUCGCCUAAGCCCCGCCCACCAUCACCUCGGCCCCGUCCUCCGUCGCCCCGGCCCCGUCCUCCGUCACCUCGUCCGUCUCCUCCACGCCCACGACCUCCACCCCCUGCAUCAGUGGGUCGCCGACGGCUCCUGCAGACGCCUGUUUCCCGCAGCGGCUACGUCCCCGUGGCCCUGGGCUGCUCCGCUUGGAGCAUGGAGCAGGUGGGGUCAGCGGGAUUUGCCGCGGCGGUCUACCCCUACAAUGCAUCGGCGCCUUACGAGGCGCUAUACGGCUUUUCGUCGCUGGUCGUGAAUAACUACACAGCCACGCCGGUUCAGUCGAUGGUGUCGGUGGCAGGCAGCCUUUCGGGCUCAGUUUCGGUUCCUGAAAACGGAACAGACACCAACCGCUACGUGCGUGUGGAGGGUUUUUUCCGCAGCCCUGCCGCCGCGGGCGAGAUGAGCAAGUACGUUCUGCGUGUGAGGGACGGCGAGGGCCAGUCGGUGGCCAUCACCAUGGGAAACAUCACCGUGAGAAAUGCGGUGGAGUUCCCGGCGGUUACCAUGCCGCAGACGAGGGCCGAGGUCAUGCUGCCAGCUGGGUUCGUACCCACACUGGUGACGGUCAAGAACAACCGGAACGACUCAACGGUGGUGCUGGAUUUGGGUUUGACGAGCUCCACGAACACCACAAUCCCCGAGUCGCCCCUGGAAUGGUACUCCCUGGCGGACCCAAGCGCGACUGGGCUCUGAGCCCAGGGGUUCGGCGGCGCGAUGGAAGCUUCUAUAAUUUGUACUUUAAGAAUAUUAGUAUGGCUGACGUAGCGAUUGCAUGUGAAGCAAAGGAUUGAGCACCAGGCUUUAUUCAUGAGCCUCACAUGUUGCUUGGCACGCGCUCUUCCAGUGCGUGGUGUGAAUAUGGUAUCUGGGAGCAAGCCGUUCUGGUGAAAGGCCUGAUUGAGCGUGCUGUGAGUCAAAGCCAGUCUAGAACUGUACGUAGUAGGAAUGUGAUGAUUGUGACAGGGGCUCGUAGGCCAUAGGACUGAGAAUGCCUAGGGUUAGAUUGUACUGAGCGUUGCUCGUGCGGUUGGGGCUGCACAUGCGUGCGGCUAAGUUGCCUAAGUUGGCACAGGUGUGCCGGCUUGUAUCUUUCGUGCUUCAGUUCUUGCUUAUGGAGCGAAUAGUGGAUGCGAGAUGCCGGCUCGUAUUUUUCCUGCUUCGGGUAUGGCCUAUGAAUCGCCCCAUUAGGUUUCAUGGUCCAUGGCUGACUGUGCUGUUGAACAGCAAUACACGAAUGCAUUACCCUGCUAUUCGCACGUUCAUUACUGUGGGGUCUCUUGUGAAGUGGGAUGCAGCCGAUGUUGGUGAUCGAUGCCGGUUGGCUCAUCAAUGACAGAGUGGCAAUGAAGGUGGACGAGGACAGUGUGCAGGGGGCCAAGGCGGAGGUUGAUAGCCGUGCAAGCUGUUACGCACAUCGCCACGGCUAUGAUGGUCACUCCGAGAGGGGCAGCACGCUGCCAUUGUCGAGCCCCUUGCCUCAUGUUGCAACGACGAUGACGACCGAAGCCAGGGGUUAAGCAACAAGGUGUAUCUGCCUGCCACCAGGGGGCACACGCCCGUGGCCCAACCAGACGUUGUAGGCACAGUCCAUCAUCUUGCAACGCAUGAUGGUUGCAAGGGGGCAGCAGCAGGAUAAAGGAGCCACGCCCUUGCCCUAGCCAUCAUUGCGGCAGCCACAGCCACCAGCACUGUGGGAUGGGCUAAGCCCGCUGAGGCCACUUGACUGGGGAGUGGCCGUUACAGGCGGCUAGCUGAGGGGAUGAGGAGCGUGAGGCAGCAGUUGCAGGAAGGGCAGGGUCAAUAGCUACAAGGCACCCGCGAAAGCAUUAUUAUCGGCUGUUCGGAGAAGGAAUAGUGGGAAGGAUCAGUGCCGGUUGACAGGCGACUCCAUGCCCUGCUGUUCAUCCCUUGCCGUGUGCACCUCCUUACUGUUGGAGGCUGUUGUAGGUUGCCAGACGUUGAAAACGUUCAACGAACUAGCUUUCCUGAGUAAUAGCCCGUGCUGGCAUGUCAUGUUAUGGUAGGCUAGCCGCUACAUUGCCAUGCCGUACUGGUCUAGAUAGGUUGGUUGUCGCUAGUGUGUUGUCAGGGGCUCAAAGGGACUGUCUACACAGUCUCCAUCGACUGCACAUGACCCAUGGGACGACCGGGCCCGUC
Molecule: messenger RNA, 5804 nt
Organism: Astrephomene gubernaculifera
Lineage: Eukaryota; Viridiplantae; Chlorophyta; Chlorophyceae; Chlamydomonadales; Astrephomenaceae
Source: the annotation of a GenBank genome assembly